AUGCCAGCUCUGCCCCUGGACGAACUCCAGAUCACCCACAAGGACCCGAAGACAGGCAAGCUGAGGACUUCACCGGCGCUGCACCCCGAGCAGAAGGCAGACCGGUAUUUUGUGUUGUACAAACCACCUCCUAAAGACAACAUUCCCGCCCUAGUGGAGGAGUACCUGGAACGCGCCACCUUCGUCGCCAAUGACUUGGACUGGCUCUUGGCCUUGCCUCACGACAAAUUCUGGUGCCAGGUUAUCUUCGAUGAGACCCUCCAGAAGUGCCUGGAUUCCUACCUACGCUACGUCCCCCGGAAAUUUGAUGAAUGGGUGGCCCCAGCCCCCGAAGUGGUUGACAUGCAGAAACACCUACAGCGGAGUGUUUUUCUCACCUUCCUCCGCAUGUCCACUCACAAGGAAUCCAAAGAUCACUUCAUCUCCACCUCUGCAUUUGGCGAAAUCCUCUACAAUAACUUCCUCUUCGACAUCCCAAAGAUCCUGGACCUCUGUGUGCUCUUUGGAAAAGGCAACUCGCUGCUGCUCCAAAAGAUGAUAGGAAACAUCUUCACCCAGCAGCCAAAUUACUAUCAUGACCUGGAUGAAACCAUACCCACCAUCCUUCAGGUCUUUAACAAUAUCCUCCAGCACUGUGGCUUGCAAGGGGAUGGGGCCUGCGCCACACCCCAGAAGCUGGAAGAGAGAGACCGGGUGACCCCAAGUGACAUGCCUCUCCAGGAGUUGAAGGACGUGGUUCUCUAUCUUUGUGACACCUGCACUACGCUCUGGGCCUUUUUGGACAUCUUCCCUUUGGCUUGCAGAACCUUCCAGAAACACGAUUUCUGUUACAGACUGGUGUCCUUUUAUGAAGCAGCCAUCCCUGAACUAGACUCUGCAAUUAAGAAGAGGAGGCUUGAAGAUAGUAGGCUGAUCGCUGACCUGUGGCAGAGGCUCUCCCAUUCUAAGAAGAAGCUCACGGAGAUUUUUCACAUCCUCCUGAACCAGGUCUGCCUCCUCCCCAUCCUGGAGAGCAGUUGUGACAAUGUCCAGAGCUACAUUGAGGACUUCCUUCAGAUCUUCAGCUCCUUGCUGCAGGAGAAGAGGUUCCUCCGGGACUAUGAUGCGCUUUUUCCCGUGGCUGAAGAUGUCAGCUUGCUGCAGCAGGCCUCAGCGGACUUUGAUGAGACGCGCACCGCCUACAUCCUCCAGGCUGUGGAGAGCGCGUGGGAAGGGGUGGACAGACAGAAGGCCGUGGAGGCUAAAGACCCGUCGGUGGCUGAGGAGCCUAAUGGGGUGUCAGAGCCAGUCUGUCAGGCACCAUCACACCUGGAGAGCUUGGAGGAAGAGGAGUGCAUGGGGGCCGCUGCUGCCCUGAGCCCCGCUGUGUCCGGUGUGGAGCUGGACUCGCUCAUCUCCCAGGUGAAGGACCUGCUGCCGGACCUCGGCGAGGGCUUCAUCCUGGCCUGCCUGGAGCACUACAGCUAUGACCCGGAGCAGGUGAUCAACAACAUCCUGGAGGAGCGGCUGGCCCCGGCCCUCAGCCAGCUGGACCGCAGCCUAGACAGACAGGAGAAGCCAGAUCCAACACCUCUGUUAACAUCUCGUCACAACGUCUUCCAGAACGACGAGUUUGAUGUGUUCAGCAGGGACUCUGUGGAUCUGAGCCGAGUGCAUAAGGGCAGGAGCACCAGGAAGGAGGCGAGCGUGCGGAGCCUGCUGAAUGACAAGCGAGAGGUGGCCGCGCAGCGACGGCGCUACGAGCAGUACAGCGUGGUGGUGGAGGAGGUGCUGCUGCAGCCCGGGGAGGAACAACUCUAUCAAGGUUAUGACUACGAGGACGAGUAUGAUGACACGUACGACGGCAACCAGGUGGGCGCCAACGACAUGGACUCAGACGAUGAGCUCAUCAACCGCAGGCCCUUCACUACCCCUCAAGUGCUGAGGACCAAAGUGCCAGGAGAGGGGCACGAAGAGGAGGAGGAGGAGGAAGAGGAGGCUGAAGAGGAGGCCCCCAAGCCUGACCACUUCGUGCAGGACCCCGCGGUGCUUCGGGAGAAGGCAGAAGCCAGGCGCAUGGCCUUUCUUGCCAGGAGAGGGUACCGGCAUGACAACUCAACGGCAGUGGCCGGCAACCCGCGGGGCCAUGGGCAGAACCGAGAGACCACCCAGGAACGCAGGAAGAAGGAAGCCAAUAAGGCGACCAGGGCCAACCACAACCGGAGGAACAUGGCCGACCGCAAGAGAAAUAAAGGCAUGAUUCCAUCCUGA
Elephantulus edwardii (Cape elephant shrew) is the source of this 2250-nucleotide messenger RNA. It is a transcript of the gene ASCC2, whose product is annotated as activating signal cointegrator 1 complex subunit 2. Bases 1 to 2250 code for a protein of 749 amino acids. Gene Ontology annotation, molecular function: ubiquitin binding. Lineage: Eukaryota; Metazoa; Chordata; Mammalia; Macroscelidea; Macroscelididae. The transcript has 19 exons. The record is from RefSeq and is a predicted model, not a curated record. Gene Ontology annotation, biological process: regulation of DNA-templated transcription.